Halichondria panicea is the source of this 312-nucleotide messenger RNA. Its product is annotated as tubulin gamma-2 chain-like. The coding region runs from base 1 to 312 and encodes 103 amino acids. The record is from RefSeq and is a predicted model, not a curated record. Gene Ontology annotation, cellular component: centrosome; cytoplasm; gamma-tubulin complex. Gene Ontology annotation, biological process: mitotic spindle organization; mitotic cell cycle; mitotic sister chromatid segregation. Gene Ontology annotation, molecular function: GTP binding; structural constituent of cytoskeleton. The transcript is spliced from 3 exons. NCBI's taxonomy places the organism in Eukaryota, Metazoa, Porifera, Demospongiae, Suberitida, Halichondriidae.
AUGGAGUUCUGGAAGCAGCUGUGUGCAGAGCAUGCCAUCAGUCUAGAGGGUAUACUCCAGGACUAUGCAGUGGAAGGUAUAGACAGAAAAGAUGUGUUCUUCUAUCAGGCAGAUGAUGAGCACUACAUCCCCCGAGUGGUACUGUUGGACCUAGAGCCUCGAGUGAUCCACGGUAUCCUCACCUCCCCCUACGCUAAACUCUACAAUCAGGAGAACAUCUACACCUCGUCACACGGGGGCGGGGCUGGCAAUAACUGGGCCAGUGGACACUCUCAAUUUAGUGAGCACAAUUAUACUAUCUGUGAUUUCUGA